AACAGCUCCUCAAUCAGCCUCUGAUGCGCCACUGCCAACGCUGUCUUGUGUGUGGUUCGUCUCGCGUCGAGAAUUUCGCGAAAGGGCAAUGAGCUCCAGCCCGAGUGCUUCCGCGGCGGCGGCUGCAGGCAGCCAGGGCCACGUAGGCCAGGGCGGCAAGCGAAAGCAGCCGCCUGACUGUCCUGCCAGUGGUGAGCGCGGUGACCAUCUCGAUGCGAGCAUCGAGCAAUGUCAGCUGGUGGUUAGUAAGUUGGAGCAGAUCAAGGAUGAGCUCAUAGCGAAAGAGCGGGCGAUGGGCGGCACUGGCGACUUGACGGAGCCUUCGGUAUGAGAAACCGAAGGCAGAAAAAGGCCUUUGGCUGUUUCUUCUGUGUUGUGUUCGGCCAGGCGGAGCGUUUGCGUGAGAUAGUUGAGCUCAACAUAGCUGGCGAGACGGUGCGGGCGCGGCGCUCGGCCCUCUGCGCGGCCAAGGGGUCUGUCAUGGCACUGCUCUUCUCUGGCCGAUUUGACCAGGCCUUUCUCCGGGAUCAGAACAAUCGCAUCUUCCUCCAGGUGUGGACACGAGCAAAGCACACUACAUCUGUGCGUGAUGGAUUUUCACUUUGCCCUUCUCACUUUGAUGGAUUUUCACUUUGCCCUUCUCACUUUGUUGGUCGUCAUAGAUCUACCCUCCUGUGUUCAAGUGGUGAGAGGAGAGGAGGAACACUGCGGCUUUGGCUCUGGCUGUGUGUCUAAUGGUAAUUGUGCGCGUGUGCAGGUUGGUUGGUGAAGUUGGGUUGUAUGAGGCCGAGCAGACGGACGACGUGGUGCUGUUGCCGCCCAAGCAGAUGGACGCACCAUACAGGCAUGUUAGGCAGCAAACGACUGAAGCCCUUGUCUUCUGUCAGGUUCUGGGCUGAGUUGUUGCUGUGGGACCCGGCGACGAAGCGGCACGCCGGCCAUACCGCAUUACCAUUCCAACCGCCGUGCUCACGGCUACUCCCACUGCCUCACCCACAGCCAGCACAACUGCCCCACCCACCGCCAGCACCACAGCCGAUUCCACAAAACAAUCAGCAGCCACAUCCACUCGGCCAGCACCAAAACCAACAGCAGCAGCAGCAGCAGCAGGGCGCGUCUGAGACCCUCAGGCUCAUAGCUGACCUGCAGACGCUGGUCGGCAAGGCCUUCGAGGACAACGCGGCGCAGGAGAAGCGGUUGAACGCCAUCAAGCCGCUACUCAAGACGGGCAAUAGCGGGGAGGACUCGGUAAGACAAGAGGGGAGGGUGGAAGGGAGCCAUAUAUCACUCAUGUGCCUUAUAAUAUAUUGGUGUCUGUCGUCUGAUGUCAGCUGGUGUCGAUUGACGUGUCGGGGACCAGUGUGACGGUGACGACAGGCGUAGCGAAAUCGCUGGGCGACGACUCGACAUUCGCCAACCGAUUCCUCAAGUCCGUAGAGCACACCGACUAGCUCGCAGAGCAGCAGCACUCUUAUCUGCCUCUGACCUUUUUCUCUGUCUCGUCAGGUAUGAUCCCCUGAUCGUGGGUGUGCCGGUGGACUAUGUGCAGCGAGUGGUCGAUAUGGUAGCGAGAUCACGCAUGAGGGGGGAGGCCAUCACGUCGUGGGAUGUGCACGAGGCCAAGGGCGACGCCGACCCCAAAGGAUACCGCCGUGUGCUCGACAUGUGAGGCGGACCGUGCGUGGACGCGCUCUGGAUAGCUUCGCUGUCUGUUUGUGUGUCAGGUAUGGUUUCGCUGCCGAUCGCUACCUCGGCCCCUUAGACGGUCUGCUCACCACACUACACCUGCAGAUGAUGCGACGGUGGUGCACACUGCCACUCGUGCUUUCUCCGCCUCCCAUCCCGCCAUGUGUGGGCGAGCCGGUCAUGCGCAUCUACAAGUGAGUGAGAACGACAAGGAAGACAUCACACCGCACCUGUGUGUAUGCUGUCAGGGCGUCAGUGGAUGGGUGGAAGUGGCUGGAUUUGCUUGAGGCCGUCAAGGGCUUCUCCCCGCUGCUGCUCAUCUUCCGGGUGGCCGCCAGCGAUGAGCUGCUCGCCAUCAUCAUCGAGGGGCCCAUCGAGAUCACGGGGACAGCCAAGAGAGAGGCCGACAUCAAAUCGCACGCCUUCAAGCUGCAGGGCACCAACUCACACCCAUUCGCGGGCUACCUGGGCUUCAGCAGCAGGCUCUUUCUUGCUGGCACACAGGCAGGCACAACACAACGCAACACAGCACUAGGCAAGACAGACAUUCCUUUCAGGCACAUCUGUAUGAGGAUGACGUGUGCAGGAGUUGGCGACUGCAUUUGACUUCUCUUCUUCACCCCCCAAACCGCCCUCAAAGCUGACGUCCCUCUUGUGUCCCGCCUGCUUGGAUUUCGGCGUUCGGCCAGAUGGACAGCCCGGCGCCCCGGCGGCCACCGACCAGACACUAAGGAGAUGUCAUGGCGCGUCACUGGUGACGCCACUGGCGUCUGGGCUGCGCGGGCGGCUGCGCGACCAUGGCGUCGACAGCGACAGUGUGAUGUAUGGGGUCUCGGAGUCGGGCUGGCAAUUCGACCUAGCCGAGCUGGAGGUGUACAGACUACGGGCGGCGGGUGGAUGACCGAUGGGCGUGUGUGUGCGCGUGUGGUGUGUGUUGGCGGCCGUGUGAGUGGCUGAGCGACAGACUGCCCACUUCUGUCAACAUUCAUUGUACAG
Molecule: messenger RNA, 2682 nt
Organism: Vitrella brassicaformis
Lineage: Eukaryota; Vitrellaceae
Source: the annotation of a GenBank genome assembly